AUGAUGCGCGCUCCCCGUUUCGAAGAUUGGAUGAGGAACCAAGCUGAGUAUCGAGCGAUUCGAGAACGUGAAAACGAGCUUAUCCGAUUGGAAGAGGAGGCGGCUGCUGAAGCAGUAAUUAAUAGGAAGGAUGAUCUGAGCUGGCAGGCAGGAGAAAGGUCCCUUUGGAGCCACGUGAAGAUGCUCCAAAAGUUUGAGUGGUUCCUUAGGAAUGUCCGUGGAGUGCCCCAGGAGAAGUUGGAAUGGUUGUGUGACGAUUUUGAAGACAUGACUCCGCGUCAUCUCUUUAACUUUUUCUUGAAGGGUCCCGGUCUGGUUCGCUAUGGUGGCUACCCCUUUCCCCUAACCGAGGAGCAGUGGACUUCGGAGGACUGUGCGCCGCGUUGGAAAGAUCCCGUUAGUGGGUGCAAGACUUUGAGCAACAAGGUCGCAAUGGAGUUUAUGUUCAACAAGAUCAUUAACGACAAGCCCUUGAUGAUUGAUUUCUGCGUUGCAAAUGCCAGAACUGGUGGCAAGUGGCAGUUCUGGCCGUUGGUUGAUCGUUACAUGAAUUGCUUUGGUGUCAACGCCAUGAUGGAGUCGAGUGGAGACACUUUCGAAGAAUUCAACGCGAGGAACUACAGGGGGUUUCAAGACUCGCCACCAAGCGAUUAUGAGCUUUCUGGUACGGUGCAAGACCUAUCCCGCGAAAAUGUCACGAUGGAACGUGCUUCGGUUGUCGCGUCGGUCCCUGUCGCGGUGGCCCCAGUCGCGGUGGCCCCUGCCCCGGUUGUCGCUUCGGUCCCUCUCGCGGCAGUCCCUGAAGAGACGAUCUUUGUCACGUCGGUCGCAGUGGCUUCGAUCCCUGGAAACGACAGCCUCGGCAACCUCGAGAACAAAGGAAGCGAUAGUGUUGGCAACCAAGGACUCGAAACGCAACCACGCACAACGGGCAAUGUUGUUAAUGGCGACGAUGACAUUGCACUCGAAAACGUUCGUGCUACCUUGGUUGAGCAGUUUGAUGCGGUGGGAGAUGCCGGGAAGGAAAAGGGUACCAGGAAGAGGAAGAGAAAGAACAAUAAGAGGAAGAGAAGCAACGCAGUGACUGAUAGUAUGGAAGAAGACGAACGUAAACCGGCAGCCAAGAAAGACAAGAAAAGCAAGAGUGUUACUGGCAAGAAGUGA
This is a messenger RNA of Seminavis robusta, 1164 nucleotides long. The record is from the annotation of a GenBank genome assembly. Lineage: Eukaryota; Bacillariophyta; Bacillariophyceae; Naviculales; Naviculaceae.